GCUGCCGGCUCCUGGGGGCGACCCGGGGCGGCGGGUCUGCGGGCGGCUCCGCGCUGCACCCCGGCUCCGGCCCGGCAUGAACCGCUACCUCCUGCCGCUGUCCGUGCUGGGCACGGUGGCGGGCAGCGCCGUGCUGCUCAAGGACUAUGUCGCCGGCGGGGCCUGUCCCAGCAAGGCCACCAUUCCCAGGAAGACCGUCAUUGUGACGGGCGCCAACACCGGCAUCGGGAAGCAGACCGCCUUGGAGCUGGCCAAAAGAGGGGGCAACAUCAUCCUGGCCUGUCGAGACAUGGAGAAGUGCGAGGCGGCGGCAAAGGACAUUCGCAGGGAGACCCUUAAUCACCACGUCAACGCGAGGCACCUGGACUUGGCCUCCCUCAAGUCCAUCCGAGAGUUUGCAGCGAAGAUCAUUGAAGAGGAGGACCAACUGCACGUCUUGGUCAACAACGCGGCCGUGAUGCGGUGCCCCCACUGGACCACCGAGGACGGCUUCGAGAUGCAGUUUGGAGUUAACUACAUGGGUCACUUUCUUUUGACAAACUUACUGCUGGACAAGCUGAAAGCCUCGGCGCCUUCGCGGAUCAUUAACCUCUCGUCCUUGGCCCACGUUGCUGGGCACAUAGACUUUGAUGACUUGAACUGGGAGAAGAGGAAGUACGACACCAAAGCAGCCUACUGCCAGAGUAAGCUGGCCAUUGUCCUCUUCACUAAGGAGCUGAGCCGGCAGCUGCAAGGCACUGGUGUGACCGUCAACGCUCUGCACCCCGGUGUGGCCAGGACAGAGCUGGGCAGACACACAGGCAUGCACAGCUCUACCUUUUCCAGCUUCAUGCUCGGGCCCAUCUUCUGGCUGCUGGUCAAGAGCCCCCAGCUGGCGGCCCAGCCCAGCACCUACCUGGCUGUGGCAGAAGAAUUGGAGGGUGUUUCUGGAAAGUACUUUGAUGGACUCAAAGAGAAGGCUCCAGCCCCUGAGGCUGAGGACGAGGAGGUCGCCCGGAGGCUUUGGGCUGAAAGUGCACACCUGGUGGGCUUGGAGAUGUCCCAGGGGCCCUCUGUGAAGGUACAGCCUCUCCCCAAAUAACCUCUGAGAGCAAAUGUAAAGCCAGCAGGGAGGUGGAGUCGUCAGGCUGGAACAGCAAGACCAAGGCUGGCUGCCAUGCCCACAUCACUCUCUAGGUGACAGUAUUGGCCAAGGAAAGCUGGCUGCCAUGUCCUCAUCAUCCUCUGGGUGGCAGUAUUGGCAAUGUAUGAGCCUCAAGUCCAAAAAACACUGGCUGUCACACCUGCAGCGCCCUCUAGGUGUCAGUAUUGGCACUGUAUGAGCCUCAAGAUCAAGGAACCUGGUUGCCAUGCUCAUGUCACCCUCUAGGUGGCAGUCUUGGCCAAGGAAUGCUGGCUGCCAUGCCCACGUCACCCUCUAGGUGGCAGUCUUGGGCAAGGAAUGCUGCCUGCCAUGCUCACAUCACCGUCUAGGUGGCAGUAUUGGCAGGAUAUGAGCCUCAAGACCGAGGACUGCUGGCUGUCACACCUGCAGCACCCUCUAAGUGGCAGUAUUGGCUCCUUUUCUCUUUCUUUCUUUUCUGGCCACAGUGGAUUGGACUGCAGUUGGGCAUCUGACCCGGGGGCUGGCAGGUACAGUGUCCUCUGCUGCCAACAGGUGAGCUGGGCCAGCAGAUGCCUCCCUUGGGAAUCUAAAUUGGGGACUGCCCAGGGAGGAGUCAGCUCCCUUCUGGUGUGGGCUAUGUCAGGAGAGCCACUGGCGGCCGUGGUGGGGGACUGUAUGGCCCAUGGGCAAGCUGUCUGACAGACACAGUUGAGGUCGUGGCUCCCUGUGGGACCUUGUACACCUCUAGUCUCCUCUCUGAGCCUUGGUUUCUCCAACUAUGAAAUGUGGAGAAUAACUUGACUACCUCAUAGGAUCCAGUUAUUGCCUGGCUCGGUGAGUGGCAGCUGCAAAUUCCUUGCCAGUGAAUAUUUGCUGAGGAUCUUUCAUGUGCCAGACUGGUGAGGUGCUGGGGAUACCCCGGAGAACUGGCCGGCACAGAUCUGGCGUUGUUGUCUCCGAGUCAUGGUUGGGACAGCAUGGAGUGAAAAACACACCAGCUGCUGCUGCUGAGGACCCAGGAUGCCUGGGGUCACGACCUUCCCUCUGAUUCCUGUGGUAAUUUAAACACUAGACUCUCCAACUUGCUCUUUAAUGGUAAGAAUAAAACAUCUUGUUGA
Messenger RNA from Diceros bicornis minor, 2223 nucleotides. It is a transcript of the gene RDH13, whose product is annotated as retinol dehydrogenase 13. The record is from RefSeq and is a predicted model, not a curated record. The transcript is spliced from 7 exons. Gene Ontology annotation, molecular function: oxidoreductase activity. Lineage: Eukaryota; Metazoa; Chordata; Mammalia; Perissodactyla; Rhinocerotidae. Bases 77 to 1081 code for a protein of 334 amino acids.